Papaver somniferum (opium poppy) is the source of this 903-nucleotide messenger RNA. RefSeq lists its product as uncharacterized. NCBI's taxonomy places the organism in Eukaryota, Viridiplantae, Streptophyta, Magnoliopsida, Ranunculales, Papaveraceae. The record is from RefSeq and is a predicted model, not a curated record. Bases 1 to 903 code for a protein of 300 amino acids. The transcript is spliced from 2 exons.
AUGCCUAGUGAUUUCUUCAAUUAUGGUCCUCUAGAUUGGAGACUAAACUGUUCUUUUAUUACUCUCAUCUCAAAGAAAGAAGACUCUUGCACUCCUAAAGAUUUUAGGCUUUUGAACUUAAUAGAAAGUGCAUAUAAAAUAAUUUCUAAGCUUCUUGCAGAAAGGUUAAAAUCUGUCAUGCCAAUUUUGAUUUCUGAUUUCCAAGGGGCUUUCAUUAGUGAUAAACAGAUUUUGGAUGGUGCUUUCAUUGCUAAUGAGGGUGUGAAUAAUAUUUUGAAGUAUAAAAAGCCUGGUUCCGCUGAAAGAUUCAAACCAACUAAAGGCUUAAGGAAAGGUGAUUCUAUCUCUUCCUAUCUCUUUUUGUUGGUGGUGGAAAUUUUGUCCAUGCUGAUGAAUUAUGCGGUAGAAACAGGCCAAAUUCAUGGCUUUGAAGUGGCUGAAACUGGUAAUGUGAUCUCUCACUUACAAUUUGCAGAUGACAUUCUCAUUUUUCUAGAUGCAACCUCUGAUGAAGUCACUAAAAUAUUUAUAAUUCUCUUUAUUUUUGAAACUCUUACUGGAAUGAAGUUAAAGUUGGAGAUAAGUGUAGGUGUUGAUGAGGUGGUGGAAGUUCUGGCUAAGGAGUUAGGUUAUAAGACUGAGAAGUUGCCAAUCAAGUAUCUUGAUCUGCCUAUUGGGGCUAGCUCUAGAAACACUUCUGUUUGGGACUAUGUAUUGGAAAGGAUGGAGAUGAAGCUAGCUACUUGGAAAAGAAAAUAUUUGAACAAAGCAGGAAGAUUAGUUUUAAUCAAAAAUUAUCUCUCAAGUUUACCAAUUUAUUUUCUCUCUUUAUUCCAUCUUCCUGUGAUUGUGGAGAAGAAAAUGAUUGCACUAAUGAGGAAUUUCCUAUGGGGUUAUGUUUAA